Molecule: messenger RNA, 1380 nt
Organism: Alternaria infectoria
Lineage: Eukaryota; Fungi; Ascomycota; Dothideomycetes; Pleosporales; Pleosporaceae
Exons: 1
Coding region: 1-1380 (459 amino acids)
Cellular component (GO): nucleus
Molecular function (GO): nucleic acid binding
Source: RefSeq, a predicted model, not a curated record
AUGACUCUUACUAUGAUUCAAACAUCAACCGAGUUCGAAGCGGAUCAGCUCUACAACGCCAUUCACUACUCAGAUUUCGCUUAUGACUACACAACGACGGUUUCAGCCUAUUUGAAAGACUUUCCUGCUCUUCCCUCCGCUUCGACUACCGAAUACUCCUACGCACCAACCUCAAUACCUACCUGGUGGUCAGAAUUCGCGCACAACACACUUUUGUCAGACAUGUCUUAUCCAGUCUCACCAAGAGAGUUGAAAUCUCUCAUCGAAGCCGAAUUACACCAAGGUCUCACGCAGUCUGCUAUCCUCCAGCAUUGGAUGAAGAGAUCUGGGAGCGAAAUCCCGCUUGGCAGUGCCGCUGCAGCCGCAGCACUCCAAGACGCCAUUAUCGUGGCCUCUGAUGCCGAGUGGUACGAGCACGAUGACCAUUUCAUCACGGAACUCGGAAUAUCUGUUCUCGAUCCGCGUUCCGUGCCACAACCAUUUUCCUCAUCGCCAUGGGGUAUUCUCACCAGCAUGGAGAACUACCACGUGCGCAUCAAGCCCCACGCACAUCUCACCAACAAAGACCUCUGCGAAGGGCAUCCAGAUGCCUUUCAAUUCGGCAGCACAACCUUUGUCAGCGUGAAAGAAGCGAAAGAAAUGCUGCGCAGCAUUUUCACUCGCCGAGACAUAUACGGUAACCUACGUCCAAUAAUCUUCGUCGGCCACGCCGUGUCAAACGACUACGAAGUCAUAAAAUCGCGCUUUGGUCUCGACCUUGAAGAAAUCGGCACCAUCGUCGCAACAAUCGACACACAAGUGCUGGCCGUAGAGCACGGCCUCGUAAACCCAUCCCGCAAAAUCCGCCUUGCACAUCUCCUCGCCGAAUACGACAUCAAAGAACCAUACCUUCACAACGCCGGCAACGACAUCGUAUGCACCAUGAUCGCCGCCUUCCUAAUGCUUUGUCCUCCAACCCAAACCCCGCUCAACAAACUCCACUACGUGGACCUCAAAGCGCAACUCCACAAUGCGGGCCAAACCGCCAUCAAAGAAGGUCGCGGCUACGGCGUCACGCGUUUCUGCGAGAAAUGCGAUUCCCAUCACCACACCGCACCGUAUUGUCGCGUGAGCGUGUGGCACUGUGAACACUGCGAGAAAGACCCCCUGACACGACACAUGGCGUAUACUCAUAAUUCGCAGAAAUGCAUUCAUGUAGUCAAGCAGGCUGCGCUGAUCAAGAAACAGGGCAGCAUGGGCUAUGGACAGGGUGGGUCGAAGCGCUCGAGUAGUCCUAAUGCUGUGCCGUGUGAGUUUUGUAUUGAGAGUACGGAUCCGAGACGGUAUUGUAAUGAAAAUGCCUAUGGGCACAAGACGGGGGAUUGUGCCUGGCGGAGAUAG